Messenger RNA from Dibothriocephalus latus, 255 nucleotides. NCBI's taxonomy places the organism in Eukaryota, Metazoa, Platyhelminthes, Cestoda, Diphyllobothriidea, Diphyllobothriidae. The record is from the annotation of a GenBank genome assembly.
GAAACCGCGGAUUUAAGGCAGACUAAUGGUCAUGGUCCGCAGGGCCAACAACCAUACUUGGAUGCCCUCCGACCGGCCGCAGGCACAAAUCAGCCAGCUUCCGUGCACUCGAUCGCCUACGCCAAGGCGCAGAAUCUCCUCAGCGAACUGGGCGACCUCAAUCCAGAGCACGCAGCCGAGAUCCCCAGUCUGCUGGAAUUUGACAAGGACAUCAACGAGAUCUUUAAGCCCUUUGAGGUGCCCGAACUAAAGUGA